CCUGCUGGUUUUAUUGCCGAUUGGUUGAAAGGCUUGUAUCAACCAAAAUGGGUGAUUAGUAGCCUGAUUAGUCAGUCAUAUAGAUGUUACAAUAACGUUGUCAGUGCGAUUUUGUAACGGGAACUAAGUGGUUUGUUUAUUUUGCUUCAAUAAACUGUUCCUCUAUGCAUACAACCAAGGGAACAUUUUGGUCGGCCAACAGCCAUUCAUGUUUACAAUUAUAGGAUAGAGGUGAAAUCUGCAGCGUUACCAAACACGCCUAAAGAAGCUUGGUGCGGUCAAAUAUUGUCAAAUAAAAUAGUUUAUAAUUCAGGUGAUAAUGUCUCGAGUUCUUAUAGUUGGUGCAGGUUUGACAGGCAGUUUAUGCGCUUGUCUUCUACGAAGAGAAAUGCCAAACAAAGUUAUUGUUGUCUGGGAUAAAUCGCGAGGAGCAGGAGGAAGGAUGUCCACCAGCAGAAGUCCGUCUGAUCCCUCCUGUAUAGUUGAUCUUGGUGCACAGUACAUUACUGCCACGUCAUACUACGCCAAAAUGCAUCAAAACUUCUAUGAAGAGCUGCUGGCCCAUGGUGUUCUGAAGCCCCUGGUUUCCUCUGUGGAAGGGGAGGUGAUGAAGGACGGAGGCCAUAAAAACUAUGUCAGUCCAACAGGAGUGUCCGCCAUCGUCAAACAUUUCCUUAAGCAGUCAGCAGGGGCAGAGGUGUUCUUUGACCACCACGUUACCCACAUCUACCAGAAGGGCGCCAUCUGGGAGGUGUGUCGGAAGGGUGGGGCCCCGGAACAGUUUGACACCGUGGUCCUCACUAUGCCAGUACCGCAGAUCCUACAGCUGCAAGGAGACAUGGGCUCCUUGCUAGAGAAGAGUCAGCGGCAGCAGCUUGAGGCGGUGAGCUAUUCGUCGCGCUAUGCGCUGGGCCUCUUCUACAAAGCCCAGGCUCACAUCAACGUCCCCUGGGCCGCCAAGUACAUCUCCAAUAAUCCCUGCAUUCGCUUCAUCGCCAUUGACGAUAAAAAGCGCAAUUUAGAAUCCCCUGAGUGCGGUACCUCCAUGGUGGUUCACACCAGUGUUCCCUUUGGUAUCAAACACCUGGAGGAGGCAAAGGAGCAGGUGGAGCCUCUCAUCCUGGAGGAGCUGAACAAGCUGCUGCCCGGCCUGCCACAGCCCGACAGCAUCAAAUGCCAGAAGUGGAGAUACUCGCAGGUGAGGAGCUCGGUGGCCGACUGCCCGGGGCAGAUGACGCUGCUGUCCCAGCCUCUGUUGGUGUGUGGGGGCGACGGCUUCACGCAUUCCAAUUUCGACGGCUGUAUCGAGUCUGCCCUGAAGGUGUUUGACGUUCUGAAGCACUCUCUCUGAUGCCGCCUUCUGGGGUUGGGAGUAUAGUGUGGUGGGGUUCUAUGUGUACAGCACGUUAGCCCAGAGAGGGGGGCAUGAAACUGAUCUGUUUUACAGAAUCCAUCCAUUCACAGAGAGGGGGGAGGAAACUGAUCUGUUUUACAGAAUCCAUCCAUUCACAGAGAGGGGGCAUGAAACUGAUCUGUUUUACAGAAUCCAUCCAUUCACAGAGAUAGGGGGAGUAAUGAUCCCCCCCAUCUCUGUGAAUGGAUGGAUUCUGUAAAACAGAUUAGUUUCAUCCCCCCUCUCUGUGAAUGGAUGGAUUCAGUUUCAUCCACUGAGGUACUUAAUAUGUUGUGUGAUAUUACAGUCAACACCAUAUGUAUUUGGGCAGUGAAGCUACAAUUUAAAAUGUCUCUUUACUCCAGCAUUUUUGGAUUUGAGCGACAGUACAAAAUGUCACCUUGUUUUGGAGGAAAUGUUCAUAUAUAUCUGUUUUUACGGUUUAUGUAUCUACUACCCCCAUUUGAAGAAGUCAUAAGUAUUUGGACAAAUUCACGAACAGUGUAUUAAAGUAGUCAAAAGUUGAGUAUUUGGUCCCAUAUUCCUAGCACACAGUGACUACAUCAAGCUUGUAACUACACACUUGUUGGAUGCAUUUGCAGUUUGUUUUGGUUGUUUCAGAUAAUGUUUUGCCCAAUAGGAAAUGAAUGGUGAAUAAUGUGUUGUCACUUUUAUGUUAGCAUGUUUUGUAACUUUCUCACUCAUCAUUAUUCAUAAUUCAUUCAGGAUUUUUAAUAAUCAUGCCAUUAUCAGGAUUAAUUUAGAACUGUUCAGAAACAUGUUAUCUACUCACUUAGAAAAUUACUCCAGUCAUCAUUCAGUUACUAUUGGGCAAAACAUAAACUGCAAAUGCAACCAAGGAGUUUGUAGUUACAAGCUUGAUGUGUGCAAGGAAUAUGGGACCAAAUACUACUUUAAUACACUAAGUGAAUUAAAGGGGCGGCAGGUAGCCUAGUGGUUAGAGCAUUGGGCCAGUAACAGAAAGGUUGCUGGAUCGAGUCCCCGAGCUGACAAAGUCAAAAUUUGUCGUUCUGCCCCUGAGCAAGGCAGUUAACCCACUGUUCCCCCGGCGGCCGAAGACGUGGAUGUCGAUUAUGGCAGCCCCCCGCACCUCUUUGAUUCAGAGGGGUUGGGUUAAAUGCGGAAGACACAUGAAUAUGCAUUAAGUUGUACAACUGAGAGUCCCUUAUGACUUUUUCAUAUGGGGGGACUCUACACAUAAAGUGCUUUCAUUUCUAAAUGGUUAAACGGAUAUGUAUGAAAUUACCCUCAGUACCUUUUAUUUAUCACCUCAUUUAAUCUCAAAUCCAAAAUGAGUAUAGAGACAAAUGUAUAAAAAAAAUCUGUCCAAAUACAUUUGGUGUUUAUAUGCUGGAGGAUGAACAGGAGGCUGUGUUCUUGUGUAGUUUUAUGCAAAACAGGUGUGUUUAACACACCCCUUGACCUGCUCAUUUAAAAAGGUGUACAAUGAUUCUGUUCCAUUGCCUUGUUCAGGCAAAAUGAAAAACUGUACUUGUAAGUACCGUAAUUUCCGGACUAUUAAGUGCACCUGAAUAUAAGCCUGAAUUAAAAAAUAUAUAUAUAUUUUGAACAUAAAUAACCCGCACAUGUCUAUAAGCCGCAGGUGCCUACCGGUACAUUGAAACAAAUGAACUUUACACAGGCUUUAACGAAACACGGCUUGUAACAAAAAUAACUAGGCUUUAACGAAACACGGCUUGUAACAAAAAUAAAUAGUCUUUAACGAAACACGGCUUGUAACAAAAAUAAAUAGGCUU
Messenger RNA from Salmo salar (Atlantic salmon), 3171 nucleotides. It is a transcript of the gene rnls, whose product is annotated as renalase, FAD-dependent amine oxidase. Gene Ontology annotation, cellular component: extracellular region. Gene Ontology annotation, molecular function: oxidoreductase activity, acting on NAD(P)H. NCBI's taxonomy places the organism in Eukaryota, Metazoa, Chordata, Actinopteri, Salmoniformes, Salmonidae. The record is from RefSeq and is a predicted model, not a curated record.